This is a messenger RNA of Penaeus indicus, 2303 nucleotides long. Its product is annotated as EF-hand calcium-binding domain-containing protein 7-like. NCBI's taxonomy places the organism in Eukaryota, Metazoa, Arthropoda, Malacostraca, Decapoda, Penaeidae. The record is from RefSeq and is a predicted model, not a curated record. Gene Ontology annotation, biological process: positive regulation of protein localization to ciliary membrane. Bases 621 to 2300 code for a protein of 559 amino acids. The transcript has 2 exons. Gene Ontology annotation, cellular component: plasma membrane protein complex; ciliary membrane. Gene Ontology annotation, molecular function: calcium ion binding.
GAGUCGGCCGGGAGCUCGGACGCGGGAGAGAAGCGUCCGCCGAAGCCAGAGCCGCGCGGCGUCGGGAGGCGGUGGGAAUGGAGCCGUCAGCUGGCGCGGCGCGAGGCAGGCGCCGCCUACGGGACUCGCUGCUCAGACGCCCUCCGGACUUCUACCUCCUGUGGAACAUUGCCGUCGCGGUGGCGCUCGUCGGUAUGUUCAUCUACCUGGUGUUUUUCUUUGAGUAGACGCCCAGAGCCUAAUACCCCCGGCGUGGUAGCAGUGAGACUAACCCUUAUUGAUUGGCAGCGAGGAGGAGGAGGAGGAGGAGGAGGAAGCGAGGCCAGAGGAGGAGGAGGGAGGGAGUGAAGUCAGCUGACAUAAAUAUCAGGCAGGUGACAGGCGCCUGCAUGACUGCCAGCUGGGGGCCGCAGACUCACGCCCGCAAUUAGCUGCAGCCUUAGUGCAGCUGACCCGGCCGGAGGGAUCCCAGGCCUGCCGUCUCCCGCCCUCAGGCAGGCAGGGUUGGCUGAAAGGAGCCAUCUGCUUGGAGAGAGGAAGUCAGGUGGCGGUUCCUGAGUGGGUGAAAGGCCUGGUUGCCUGAGAGACUGGUCCGGCGUAGAAGCCCGAGCCGUCUAGCCAUGGAGGUCGAGGAGUCCCGUGUCAGGGAGUUGCACGCUGCCUACCUGUGCGUCAAGCCCACCGUCGCGGAAGACCUUGCGAGCUGUGAGGAGUUCAAACGGGCCCUCCAGUAUGCGGGCCACAACCCCACGCCGAAGUUCCUCUCGGAGCACUGGAGGGACGGCCAGACGGAAAGCAUCACCUAUGAGAGGUUCUGCAGCGUUGCCGAGAAACUCCCUGAGACGAUCAUCGACGACAUCGAAACCUUGUUCAUGAAGGUAUUUGGAGUCGCCGACGGAAAAGUGGGUGAAAACGACUUCCGCAAACUCCUGAUGACGAACGAGAGCCUGGGUGAUCUCAGUGAAGCUGAUCUCGACUACAUCUUGCAGGAUGCAAAUGUCAUUGAAAAUGGGGUUGUUGACUGCAGUAAGCUGGGGAAAGUGAUCAUGCACACCAUCAGCGAAAUGAAGCAGAUGAGCCUGCAGAAGCUGGAGGAGCGGUCCAACCUCCAGCGCAUCAACUCCAAGACUUUCACCAGGAAGAAGCGCGAGAAGUUUUCCGGGCCAGAGGGGAGUCCACGCUCCCUCCACUUGGUCUCGGCUCUGAACGUCGAUGGCUGGAGUGAGUCCAGUCUGAAGGGCUGUUUUUACUUGGACAAGGUGAACAUUCUAGCCCACCAGUAUUCCCUGGAGAUCACAUGCAUGGGGCCGACAGUGGUGAAGAUGACCCCCAAGGUCAGCCCCAAAAAUACAACAGAUGAAGUGGUGGACGCCCUGGCGUACGUGUUUCGGGAAUCGCCAGAAGGAAUGAGGAAUUAUGUUGGCUUCACCGAUAAGAGAGACAGCGACGGCUCAUAUUACUGGCACGACGUCCUGAAGGAGGGGCGGUACGUCGUGAUUCCCUUCACCAGUGGGUGCCGGCUGCAGGAGAGAACGAGCGAGCCAGAGGGACAGAUUGACCUUGUAGAAAGCAAAGGGAAAGUCAACCUCACACCUGAAUUCAGAUUAGUCCUCGAGGAGAUUUUCCACCAGGUCGACCUCGACGGGAAUGGACGACUCAAUCGCCAGGAGUUCAACCUCUACAACUGGAGGACCUCGGGCGAGGAAGUCCAGGACGACGAGUGGGCGGUCGUGCAGAGCAACUUUGAUGUGGAGGCCGAUGAGCUGACACUCAGUGGGUUCCUGGCCCUGCACCAGCUGGAGGCAGAGGACAACGGAGGCGAUACGGACGACCUGUGGGUGUCGCUCGAGGCCAUGGGGUACAACCGGAUGGGCCAGCAGGACCAGGCAGCGCCAUUUGUGUUGAGUGUCUUCAGCCAGGUGUGUCAGCCCACUCUCCUGGUUUCUGGCCUGAAGAGUGGAGGUCUGCUGUUGGACAAGGCUGUCAUUCGAUCCAUCAUGGAAAACGCAGAACCCAUCAAGAUCAAGAAUAUGAUCGACCUCAUCAAGUAUGAAUUCCUGGGCAAAGAUCGUGGCAGCAUCGUCAUCCAGAAUAAGGCCCACAGCAAGGUCAUGGUCCGCGUCGAUUGUUCCGGUAGUACAAAUGUGGCCACGAACAGGCCAAACUUAGACUGGACUGUCGAAGUGGCUGGAAAAUCUGCAAUAAUAGCCCACCAGUUGAUGCCAAAGAAACUUGGAGAACCUUGGAAUGUGGUUUGCGAGGUUGUGUGUAAGAACGAUCUUGCCGAAGAAGAAGAAUAACCC